GGAGGAGAAAGUGAAAUGGGAGGAGAGCAGGAGAAACCUCCGCCUGGCCGGUGAGGGAGGGAGGGAUAUGAUUGUGCGUGUUCUGGACGAGAGAGGAGAGUGAUCGUAAUCAAGGCAAAAGUCCGGCUUGCAGCGGGAGCGCACUCUAAUCACGUGGGGUUUGGAUUUGUAAAGGAGAGAAAAAAGUAAAAGUGUCGACGAAGUGACUUCUGGUUGUACUUUGUAUUUUCUUUCCUCUCUGUGCCUUUCCACCUCCCCCUCCGCCCUGCAUUCCGCGGAGCAGCUGUGUUUUAAUGCCCCUGCGCACCCGUGGAGGAGAGGAAGGAGAGAAGAGUGAAGAAGAAGGGGCAGAAGAAGUAGUGAGAAGGCCUGGACACCACCCGUCCUCGCCCUCUGGAGGUCUGUCCACUCUCCCCUCCUGGCCCUGCAUGGACGGGGAUGGGGAGAGCCGGAUGCUGUUGCCGCGGGGCUGAGCGCCUCACCUCCCCGUCUAUGGUGCGCCGCUUCCGGCCGCUUCUACUGCUGAUCAUCGCUCUGUGCUGCGGUGCUCACAUAGGUCAGUGCCAGGUGGCCACACCUCAGUGUCGUAUCCAGAAGUGCACCACCGACUUUGUCUCCCUGACCUCCCACCUGAACCCUGCGGUGGAUGGCUUUCACACUGAAUUUUGCAAGGCUUUGCGUGCAUACUCGGCCUGCACUCAGAGGACAGCAAAGGCCUGCCGUGGAAACCUGGUCUUCCACUCGGCUGUUCUGGGCAUCUCAGACCUAAUGAGCCAGAGAAACUGCUCCAGAGACGGCCCCACUUCUCCCACACACCCCGAGAUUCCCUUUGAGCCAUGCAACUAUCACAGCCGCACUCAGCACGCCCACACGCAAUCCCAUGCACACGCUCACUCACACUCACACACUCACAGCCACAGCCACAGCCACUCUCGGGCUGAGUACCUGUUUUGUGGGCUCUUUGGUGACCCCCACCUGAGGACAUUCAAGGACAGCUUCCAGACUUGUAAAGUGGAGGGAGCAUGGCCUCUUAUUGAUAACGACUACCUUUCAGUGCAGGUCACUAAUGUUCCUGUGGUUCCUGGCUCCAGUGCAACAGCAACCAAUAAGGUAAGGAACCAGAAACUGGCUUUUGGGCUCUUAUUUUUCCAUUUUUGAAGCUGAAACACUCUUACGAGUGCAAGCAGGG
Molecule: messenger RNA, 1189 nt
Organism: Haplochromis burtoni (Burton's mouthbrooder)
Lineage: Eukaryota; Metazoa; Chordata; Actinopteri; Cichliformes; Cichlidae
Product: repulsive guidance molecule B-like
Exons: 2
Coding region: 439-1158 (239 amino acids)
Biological process (GO): BMP signaling pathway
Cellular component (GO): plasma membrane
Molecular function (GO): coreceptor activity
Source: RefSeq, a predicted model, not a curated record